Messenger RNA from Alosa alosa (allis shad), 1495 nucleotides. RefSeq names its product coiled-coil domain containing 169 (gene ccdc169). The record is from RefSeq and is a predicted model, not a curated record. The coding region runs from base 24 to 728 and encodes 234 amino acids. The transcript has 8 exons. NCBI's taxonomy places the organism in Eukaryota, Metazoa, Chordata, Actinopteri, Clupeiformes, Clupeidae.
CGUCAGGAAGACGCUUACCGGAUAUGAAUGUCGCCAAUGGAGACGGAGACACAACUCAAUACAAAGUUUUCGUAGGGUCCUCUGAAAUGGAAGACCCAGAUUUAGGGAAGUUUGACUUGGCUCGCUUGCAAGCAGAGCUUGAUCAGGAGAUGGAAAUGAAGGAGUUGUUGGAGGAAUCGGUCUCAGAUCUCAGGAACACCAUGGCUGAUUUGGAGGAUAGACUCCACAGUGUAGAAGGUGAAGGAAACGAAUGGAAGACCAGAUAUGAGACCCAGCUGGACCUCAACGGGCAGCUAGAGCGGCAAAUUGCAUUUGUGCACGGGAGACUGGAGGAUCUCCGUGGUAACCCCAUGGAUAGACUUGCAUCAAUAAGGUCCUAUGAUGCUAUGUCAGAGGAAGCUUUGAAACACCACCUCAAACUCCUUACCACUGAGAAGUCCAAUCUUCACAGUCAGCUUCUGGAUCUCCAUACAAGGAUUCAGCAGGAAGGCAAGGCUUAUCAAAAAACAAAUGAAGAGAGACGCGCUUAUAUAGCAGAGAUUGCAAAGGUGUCAUCAACUCUGGACAUGAGCAGAAAGACACAGCUUCAUCAACCACGAGAAAAUGGCAGAAAACCCGUGAGAAGCAGCUUGGACAAUUUGCCCCACAGGAAGCGCAACCCAAAAGGGAAGACAGCGGGUGCCACGGGAGCAUCCAAUGGGAGCCGAUUACCCCGACUAAAGCGCUGAGUCAUCAGGGACAUUAAAAAUCUCAAAUGCAUUGGCGAUAUGGAUCAAUAAUGUUUGCCUCAUAUAUUCUCCACUGAGGGCGAGCAGUACCAACCCUCUAUCAGGAAAAGGUUUUGCAGUUAUAUGAGUUACAAUUGACGUAGGCCUAACUGUAAGUGCUUAUGAAAAUAUCUGUAAAAUGUCUGAACGAUAAUGCUUUAGAGAUAUUGUGUUGUUUUAGAAUUACUAUACUACAUUCUACACUCUGCAUUCAGUAGAACAUUGUGUAGCAACACUGAAACAUUGUUUUCAUUUUUAUCUUUCUAAAUAGAUUCAAGCCCAGAUUAAUGCCCAAUGGUGCCUUUUUGACACACCCUCAUUCCCACAUACCUACACAAUAUGUGCUUCAUAAAACCACAUAAUAUAUCAGCCAUAUUUAAUGAUAGAUUGAAAGCAACUUAUAUCCAUAAAGAUGCUGGUGCUUCUGCAUAGAUGGAUUGGUUGAUCCAAACAAAUGAGUAGCAGUGCUGUUUUUCAUAACUGGUUCGUCUCUACAUAACAAUGUUUGUAACACAGAAGACCAUUGCAAACAUGAAACUAUCUUUACGAUGUUGAAAAAGGUUUGUCUCAUCGACCCCUGAGCCUUUCUGGAACAGGCAGUGAAAUUGUUAAUGUAUGACGAAAUGCUACCACCAUGAAUUUUACCAUAACAGGUAAAGAAUGAAUAUCUGCAAAUGACAUUGUCAUAAGAAAAUCACAAAAGGUAGACACAAACCUUCACAAUAAAC